GAGCCCCGCCCGCGCGGCCUGGCGCAGCCUCGGUCCCGAGUACGGGCUUGGACGCGACCCGGAGUUGUCUAGCCCGGGUUAGGGCUGCGCGGAGCCCCCACAUCCGGGUCCCUCUUCCACUGACCUCCCUGCUCCCACCCCCAGCACACAUCCGGGUCCCGCCCCUCCUCCCCGGGGGGCCCCGGACCCCGACUCGACACCCCGAUCCUGGAACCCGGGGCCGGGACGCGGCGGUGCGAGGGCCGCCCCUGGAGGCCGGAGGCGCGGUGCUGCCGGUCCCCCCGCCGGCGGCCGGGCACUUGCCACGGCUCGGGUGCCUUCGGUCUCGGGUCUGGGCCCUGGCGCCCCGCUUCGUGAACUCGUCCCGAGGAGGGAUUGGGAGCCGGGCAGAUCCAGCGAGAAUCGGGGAAGGAGCGCAGAGUGCGCUCAGGGCAGGAGAUGGGCGCGGUGGGGCCGCGACCCCUGCCCGGGAAGGGGGCGUCGUCCCCCGUGCUGCCUGCAUCCUUAGCCGGGGGAGCUGGGCAGCCCGCCCCCCCGAGUGUCACCCGGGAGGAGUUGGGUUGGGAUCCGGAUUUCCUGGAAGGAGUGGGUGGGGCGCCUGGGGGAGCCCUUGUGAGGUCGGGUCAGCGCUGUCCUGGUGACUGGACACGGGGGUCUUCCGUGGGGUGGGAGGAUUCCGCAUCUUAGGGUUGCAAGUGCUUGGUGGCUGGAGGGCAGCUGCGCCGCCUGUGCCCUGGUGACUGGCUCGGGCGGCUGGACUCCGCCGCCGGAGGCCCUCGGGUGGCCCUUGGGGGCUGACUCCUGCUGUGUCCUGCCCUGUCCUUACCUGUGCUCAGGUCCCAAAGGCGCCACAGCUGUCCCCUGGCAGGGGACUGGAGCUUCCUCCAGUAUCUGUCGGUGUUAGCAUCUGCUUUCUGCAAUUCCCUUUUCCUCCUCUGGUCUGGCCUCGGGUUCCCCUGGCCGAGCCUCGUGGCUGUGGGACUUUAGCAAGCCCUUCUCCCAGAGGCCACCUCCUCACCUGGCCCCACAGUGUCAGGAGGAGCAGGGGACAGCAGCCAUAGUCCAAAACUGAUCAUUGCCUUUGACGAAUUGCGGACCGACUUCAAGAACCCCAUUGACCAGGGCAACCCAGCGCGGGCAGUAAGUGAUACAUGUGCUGUGACGAGCGGGAGCGUUUAAAAAACAUCGAACGCAUCUGCUGUCUCCUGAGGAAGUUGGUGGUGCCCGAGUACUCCAUCCAUGGCCUCUUCUGCCUGAUGUUCCUGUGCGCCGCCGAGUGGGUGACCCUCGGCCUCAACAUCCCUCUCCUCUUCUACCACCUCUGGAGGUACUUCCACCGGCCUGCGGAUGGCUCCGAGGUCAUGUAUGACGCUGUCUCCAUCAUGAAUGCUGACAUCCUCAACUACUGCCAGAAGGAGUCCUGGUGCAAACUGGCCUUCUACCUGCUCUCCUUCUUCUAUUACCUGUACAGUAUGGUUUAUACGCUGGUGAGUUUCUAAGGGCGACGCCGGCCAGGGAGCAAGCCCAGAACGGACCGGACGCCUGUGCACCCCAGCCCUGCCCCUCGGCCCUGGGGAGGGAGGGGGCACUGGUGCCCCCAGCCUCUUGGGCUCCCCACCCCCUCGGAAACUGCUGCUGCGGGCACACCCCGCCUCCAGUGCCCUUGCCCCAGGCCACGGACUGGGCAGAGUUCUCACAGGGCAGGGCUCCUCUGCCGGCCUCUGGGCAUGGCAGUCACACCUGCAAGGGGCGGGACCUCCAGCCUGGCCCUUGUCCACUUCCGGGAGAACCUGGGCAGAGCUCCACUCUGGAAAUUCUGGGCCAUCACCUUGAACCCCCAGCGGGAGGCUCCCCCUUCAGGUGGGGGUACCCACACUGGGAAUGAGCAGGCUCAGCAGGGGCGGCCUC
Messenger RNA from Ochotona princeps (American pika), 1908 nucleotides. RefSeq names its product cornichon family AMPA receptor auxiliary protein 2 (gene CNIH2). Gene Ontology annotation, biological process: regulation of AMPA receptor activity; vesicle-mediated transport. NCBI's taxonomy places the organism in Eukaryota, Metazoa, Chordata, Mammalia, Lagomorpha, Ochotonidae. Gene Ontology annotation, cellular component: dendrite; synapse. Bases 1152 to 1499 code for a protein of 115 amino acids. The transcript has 7 exons. The record is from RefSeq and is a predicted model, not a curated record.